Molecule: messenger RNA, 3089 nt
Organism: Dermacentor silvarum
Lineage: Eukaryota; Metazoa; Arthropoda; Arachnida; Ixodida; Ixodidae
Product: zinc finger protein 528-like
Exons: 4
Coding region: 1673-2926 (417 amino acids)
Source: RefSeq, a predicted model, not a curated record
CUUUUUCUUUAAUUUCACAUCUCUUUUCAUGUUCUUUUGUAUUAAUUUCUUUCAUAUUCAUAUAUCCUUCAUGUUUUGAAACAUCAGUCGAUGCUUUUGUUGUGCUGUAUUGAAUAAAACUUUCUAUGUGAAAUAAAUGUGUAAUGCUUAGUUUAAUAUGCGAGUGUUACUGCACAGUUACAUAUACAGUGUAGACCGUUUAUAAUGUAAGUCGCCGGAGUCGCGAAUAUACGCACUAUAAGCAGUACCGCACUAUAACCAAAGCAACAAUUUUCAAGGCCCGCACAUAUCCAAAACAUGUGCACCGAGCCGCCACGCAUAUGCGACAGUUGAGGAAUGCAGCUAGAACGUUUGCAUUCAAUUUACAGUCGAAUCUCGUUAAUUCGAAAUAAUUCACGCGGCGGCGCCUCCGACCGGCAUUGCUCCGGCACCGCCAUAGAGUAAAAGCUUAGGAAAGACCCCUCAAUGUCGCGCGCGAACGAAACAAAAAAAAAAAGAAAAAAAAUGCGGUGGAAAUUUCACCCUCUCUCAAAUGGCAAGGUCGCAGAUUCUGCGUUGCGCCGGAAAAUGCGUGUACGUGCCGACGUCUCAGCCACGCUACCGUAGCCACGCGUCAGAAAUGGCAGUGAACCCUUCUUUCUCCUUUAUGCUUCCUCUACUUUCUAAUCACGUGUUGACCUUGCACGCUGCGGCUGCGGCGCAGAGGGAAGCAGCGGUGCUGUCCCAGGCCAGCCAAUGAAACUGCCCACGCCGGCAAACGCCCGCUUCCCGAUAACGGCAGAAAACGAAACUUCGAGGAGCUGGCGCCGGGCCGUCUGUAGCGGCGGUGCCUGCACGGCGGCGGGCGCGCACGGUGACAGUCGAAAGUGAGGGAGCUACGAGGGAGGGCGAGGGGAGCCACCAAAGCGGCGGAGUUGCCGAGGCGAAAUCCGCUUCCCUGCCGCCCUCCUCCCUCGCAUUCCACGGUCUCCGUGUGCGCCCUUCCCCGUGCCGUGCCGGCGCCGCCCGCUCCCUGAAGUUUCGUUUACUGCUGUUAUCGUGAACCGAGCGUUGGGCGGCGUUGGCAGUUUCGUGGCCCUCGCUCGCUAUGCGCGCCGUGAUAUUUCACGACUGACUCGCACUCAAGAUUCUGGUUUCAGCCUCACUGGCUGUUCGUUCGCACCACAUGCCCUUCUCCUCCACUUAGUCUCUCUCUCUUGUUCAAGCACUCCUUGGGGCGCCUGUUUGAGGGGAGCGUUCGCCGACUUCCGUACUCCCAGGUAGCCACACUGUAACCGGUAUUUCGUUUCCCGCAACUGCACUAUAAGCGAUACGUGUAUACAUGGAGUGCUAUGAGAAAAUUAACAGGAGUCUGACAAGACCGCACUAUAUCCAGUCCUGCACUAUAAGCGGUUACGUUAUAAGUGGUCUAUACUGUACAAGGUAAUUUUGACUUUAGGCGUAGUAUCUAAAUUGCAUGCCAAAUCUAUUUAAAUUGCAUGCCAAAUCCCACCUCUUUGUGUUGCGAGCAGGGGUUUGAUGUGUUCAGGAUAUUUAUUUAUAUAUAGAUGGAUAAGAACUUGUUUGAGACAUCUAACUUAUCAAUGCACUGUUGCUUCAACAGUAAUUACUGGGUUGGGUAGUCCAAGGUUGUCAUAAUAUUUCACCUACAACAGCGGCGAUCCUUUUUUGAAUGCCAAGUGUUGAGCUUCAGUUUCAAGUGUGUGACACAUUGUUUGCAUCACUGUCCUAUGCUCCCUGGGACUUUGCAGGUUCCUUACCAUCAGGUUCCCUGGAACAGGAUCAGCCGCUCCUGUCUGUGAGUGCCCCACAAUACUCCUGCCAGUUGUGCAACUACAAGACCAAGCGCAAGACACACAUGGACAAACACCUGCGCAUACACACAGGCGAGCGCCCCUUCAAGUGCCACCUCUGCCCAAACACAUUCACUCAGAAGUGGCACCUGAAGCAGCAUCUGCGCAGCCAUACAGGCGAGCGCCCCCACCAGUGCCACUUGUGCCAGGAGACCUUCACGCAGCGUUCCCACCUGAUACGCCACCUGCGCAACCACACCGGAGAGCGUCCCUUUCCCUGUGUGCACUGCGGUGCAUCCUUUGCACAGAGGGAGAACCUCUUGCGCCACAUGUCUCAUCAUGUCAAAAAGGAACCCCGCUAUGGAAAAGUCACGCAUAGUAGGACUCCCGAAGAGCAGCGUGAACUGGAUGAGUGGCGACGGGAACAGCAACAGCGUCUGGGCAGGACGCAGCGGUUCCUGCCCAAAGCAAUCCACGCACAGUUAGGACGCCUGAAGAGCAGCGCGGAUACGAUGAGCGAUGAAAGGAACGGCAGCGUCAAUAUCCACAACGGCUUAGGCCGCCAAACAGACUCCCUGGCCGCCCUGUUCUUGACAGCGGCACAGUCCCUGGUGCCCCUCGUAUUGUCCGAUGUAGCACUAUUGCUCCAUAAAGUGUGUGAUGCAUUGUUCGUCUUGCCUUCCCGUCCUCCAUGUGACUAUACAGAUUCCUUGCCAUCUGGGUUCCCGGCACCGUAUCACUCGCUCGGGCCCCUGGAGCAGUACCGGUCACUUGUGGAUGUGUAUGGCUGGAUGCUUUCCUGCCGGCUGUGCCCUUACAAGACCGAGAACAGGACCACCAUGAAAAGUCACUUGCGCACACACACGGGCGAGCGCCCCUUCAAGUGCCACCUCUGCCCAAGCGAUUUCACUCACAACUGGCAUCUGAAAGAGCAUGUGCGCACCCACACGGGGGAGCGCCCCUACCGUUGCCACCUGUGCCCGGAAGCAUUCACUCAGAGUGUCCACCUGACACGCCAUGUGCGCUGCCACACGGGACAGCGUCGCUUUCCCUGCGUGCACUGCAGUGCAUCCUUUACACGGGAAGACCACCUCAAGAACCACAUGACCUGUCAUGCAGAGAAGAAGACCUAGAGGUCAGGAGCUUGCAGUUUUCUUUUUCCCUUUUUGUAGAUCAACUGAUUGAUUGAUUUUUAUGGAAUUUAGUGAUUUCUAAAGUGCAUUGAGGAGGUUUCUGGUUCCCUCAACCUUAGAGUUUCUUUUAAGAUUACCUAAAAGGAAGCUUGCUCCACUGUCU